GUCCCCGAGCUGCAAAAAUAAUCCGUUAUUUGUUAGAUUUUUCUUGUGUUAUAUAUUUCUUACUGAACAUCCGGUGAACUUGGGGUAUUCUGCGCUUGUCGCUGGAGACAUGCUAUCAGCUAACAAUGGGGCAUGAAGAUUAGGAGCACGGCGCUAAGAAUAAACUGAUUUGGUUUAACUAGUUAAUGUUACAAUUCACUAGUCAAUUGCUAACUUAUUUAGGGGGUUAACACACAGUCUUGGCAAUUAUCGGCAAGGUUAGCCGGUUGUUGAACGAGCUAGGCGAAGGAUUUCAACUUUGUACAAAAGGCCAACAUUUUAAUUUAGUUUUACGGUCAGUUUUACUGUGAUUUUUUUUUAAAUGUAUUUCCAAAUAAACAAGUAGAAACUCGAGGGUUUUAUUUGUAAAUAUCUAGCUGCUUUUUGCUCCAACAGACGUGUAGGUAGGUAGCCGAUGUGGAAACGUUAGUUUUCGGCCUGGUGAUGUGCUGGCUUUGCUUUUUGUCGGAGCUUUGCUAUCCUUUUGUUAAGAACAGACUUGAAGUUGAAAGGCUUCGCCGUUUGUGUUAACGGUUACCACGAACUCUUCACAAAACGAUGAGGAAACUUCCAGAUCAGUCAUGUUAUGGAUUCACUUUGGACGGUAGCAGUCCACCAGAAGAUGUAGUGAGUUGCAGCAUUUAGUAUCAACAGAGAGGGAUGACGAAUCUGUAAAUAGGUUUGAGUUCAGAGAGAAAAUGUAAUAUUUCACAGAUUUGUGUUUGCGAUAGACGUUAUUGCUUCAGAAAUCAAUAAUGAGGAGGCAGCACUGCUAAAGAAGAUGCCUUCAGUAACAGUUGGCAACAAUGCUGCCCAGUCUGCUGUUCUGGACCUGGGAGGUGGAAAUAACUCGGAGGCUAUGAAGCAAAUUCUGACCAUUGUUGACAAGAAGGUCCGCAACAUGGAAAAGAAAAAGUCCAAACUGGAUGACUAUCAGGCAAAAAAGAACAAGGGAGAAAGACUGAAUCAGGAUCAGCUCGAGGCCUUGUCGAAGUAUCAAGAGAUCUCCAACAACCUUGACUUUGCUCGAGAACUGCAGAAGAGCUUCUUGAGUUUGGGUCAAGAGGUCCAAAAAGCUGUAAAGAAAUCUGCGCGUCGUGAGCAGUUGCAGCGGGAUGAGUUGGAGCAGCGGCGGUUGAAAACGGUGUUGGAAAUCCAGUAUUUGUUGGACCAGUUGGGGGACGAUGCUGUGAGACAGGAUCUCAAAAAACCAGACACCUCUGGAUCUGCUCUGCUCACUGACGCAGACCUCACUUCACUCGAUGAGUUUUACAAAUUGGUUGGACCCGAAAGAAACUAUGAUGUCAGGUUGACAGAGCAGUAUGAAGAGGCUAUGCUACAUCUGUGGGAUUUGCUUGAGGGCAAAGAUAAGGCUGUGGCCGGAACUACAUAUAAAUCGUUGAAGGACAUUCUGGACAAAGUGUUGUCGAGUGGCUACUUUGAUAGAGCCCAAACUCAUCAGAAUGGGGCGUGUGGUGAGGAAGAGACACCAGAGGAGCAGACUGAAGUGGCUGACUCUGCAGCGGUGGGGGAGCAGCCUUUGCAACCUGAAGGAGUAACAAGCGAAAGCUACGCAGAACCAGUUCAAGUGGAAACCACAGAGUUUGUUAAUAGACAGUUCAUUCCAGAAACUACAUACACCAGCACAGAGAAAGACCAAGUGGGGGAGUGGACCGUGGAGGCUCAGAUGGUGAACUCCCUCCAGCAUCAGCCCCCCGCACAGCUGGCUGCGGAGCCAACAGCUGCUGUGAACCAAGGCCCGCCCUCUCCUGCAUCUGACCAAGUGGUCAGAAAGCAGGCGGUGCAAGACCUCAUGGCCCAGAUGCAAGGGACAUAUAAUUUCAUGCAAGACUCCAUGUUGGAAUUUGACGGCCAGGCUUUGGACCCGGCCAUUGUGUCGGCUCAGCCGAUGAAGCUCGUGCAGACAGUUGAUCUGCAGCAGUUGAGCGGCCCUUUGAUCCGUUCAGAGUCGAGACUUUCUCAAACAAGUACCGUGUCUGGACCACGGGAGUCCUCACCGGCCUCUUUGUCUCUUCCAUCUGAACCGUCUCCUGCCUCAUGUUCCCUGUCUCCUGCCUUCCCACCUGUCUCCAAACCCACCCUCACCGGAGGCACCAAUGUCAAUGCAGCACCUUUUCAAUCAGUGCAAGCGGUCUUUAAUAUGAAUGCACCAGUCCCUCCAGCCUCUGAAGGAGUGGAAGACCCUCUGAAGCAGUCCAGCCAGUUUGCUGGUGGCUAUCGAGCGGGCUUUCACAGCCAGACGGAGAACGCUUCAGAGCAGCCGGAUUUACCAAAGGAAAGGCUACAGUCAGUUGUCGGUGGAUUCUCACCCCAGGACCAAGUCAUAUCCUCACAGGGAGGCCAUGAAGACUCCUCUGCAGGUGGAGGCUUUGGCCAGUCUAGCCAGUCUUUUUACAACAGCAGAGCUGCACCCAGAGGUGGACCCAGGAAUGCCCGAGGCAUGAUGAAUGGAUUUCGGGGCUCCUCAAAUGCUUUUAAAGGGGGAUUUGAAGGCUAUCGUCCUCCUUUCUCAAACACUCCUCCCAGCAGCAGUUAUGGCCCAGCCCAGUUUAACACAAAUCGGGACUAUUCCAGUAGCAGCUACCAGCGGGAGGGAUAUCAACAAGGCUACAAACGGGGAGUGACCCAAGGACCUCGGGGGGUGUCUCGAGGCAAUACCCAAGCGAUGCGCUCCUAAAGAUUUCCACAGAGACCGCCAAGUUGCGCCACGUUAAGCAUUCAGGAUUUUUCGAAUGUGUUUGCCCCUCCUACCUUUUUUUCUGUUUUGUUUUUUAAACCAAACUGUUUAUUUCCAGUCGACAAACUUUCUUGUUCCCCCUCCACAGUUGGCCUAUCAGUCAGCCUGCUUCUGUCUGUCUAGCUCCUCUACAUGUUCUAACACAAAAGUGCUGAAGUUCCCCCACAUGUAAGAUUCUCAGCAAGUACGUGUGAUGUAAAACUACAAGUAGAUAUUCCUGUAAACUUGAAAGAUGUCAUUAAUUUAUUUUUUUGUACAAAAUAAAUGCAAAAAAAUACCCUGCCACUGUUAAUCUGAUCCCAUGAGAAUGGUUUGCUCCCAGCCUGUGCUAUCAGACACUUGGGGUUUUUCAUUUCCACAAAGGCAUUUUAGGUUUUUUUGACUCAUUUAUCUGUUUUGUCAUCACCUAUUUGUACAUUGUCAUUGGUUGAGACUGUUUCAAUAAAGUUGUAUCCUAAAAUUCUGUGUAAA
Oryzias latipes (Japanese medaka) is the source of this 3268-nucleotide messenger RNA. It is a transcript of the gene caprin1a, whose product is annotated as cell cycle associated protein 1a. Gene Ontology annotation, molecular function: RNA binding. The record is from RefSeq and is a predicted model, not a curated record. Lineage: Eukaryota; Metazoa; Chordata; Actinopteri; Beloniformes; Adrianichthyidae. Gene Ontology annotation, cellular component: cytoplasm.